This is a messenger RNA of Diprion similis, 1073 nucleotides long. RefSeq lists its product as uncharacterized. The record is from RefSeq and is a predicted model, not a curated record. Bases 254 to 907 code for a protein of 217 amino acids. Lineage: Eukaryota; Metazoa; Arthropoda; Insecta; Hymenoptera; Diprionidae. The transcript is spliced from 3 exons.
AAUCGCGACACUUGCGUUCACUCGAAACCCAAGAACCAAUGCCCAGCUCGACUUAUCGAAGGCCUGUAGCUGGUGUUACAUCAUAAGGAGAAUAAAAUUCGCGAAUGAUAUUAGAUCGGCUCUGAAGAAUCAAGAGACGCGAUGCUCGACCGAAAUACUUGAUCAAAUGAUCGCUUGGCUCGCUUGAUUCCAUCUGCCUGCAGUACAGUGAUAUUCCAGUGAAACGACACUCCGUAUCCCAACUCCGUUCUGCAUGCCCCGACCAAAGGAGAUAUCGACAACGAGCACGGCUGCCGCCGAUACUCGGCAGACACGACGCGAACUGCUGGUGAAACGGUUGGAGUUUGAUAAACCGCGGCGAAAAUAUUUCCUCUAUCGCAGGCCUGAAGUACUGGACAUCAAAGCAGAAUUAUCAAACGUCGAACUGACGCAAGAGUGGGAUGUUUUAGGGGGCGGUGGAGGCCCUGCUGCAAGCCCUGCAGAACCCGAAGCGGAAGUUGGUGUUGGCCAGACCGCGAGGAGGGCUCCAGGAACACGAACGACGCACAACCCUCUCCCAAGACGAGACUAUCACGGCCAAGUCGACGACGACGAACCCGGACCUUCGAAGAGGGCUGGUUCAACGCUGCUGCAGGAAGAAGUCGAGCAAGCGACAACCAGGUCGACGAAGCGAAGGGAGAGUAGCGUCGAAAAGCGAGGGGCCAGCGUCCAAAUGCAUCCGAUUUCUAGCUCCGAGCACCUGGCCGCCGAUGGGAUGGAUGCAUCGUCAUCCUCAUCGGUGGAGACACAGAGAAGAUCCAGACAACUCUUGGUCGGCUGGGACACCUUUCGCUCCAGGACAAUGCUGCUCCUGAUAGUGUUACUCGUCGUCUGGGCUAUCGUCUACUUUCCGAUAAUCCUGACGUGAUUUCAUGAGUGCAAAAUGAAAACGGAAGAAACUUUUUAUGCGAGAAUGCCAUGAAAUAAGUGCUCUUCGUUAAUUGAUACGGAGAGAAGAGUUCGGUUAAAAAAAUGAUUACUAGCCAUUCUUCGUAAUCUUUUAGCUCGGAUCUAGUCACCCGAUCUGUGCGAUA